Messenger RNA from Trypanosoma conorhini, 954 nucleotides. RefSeq names its product DHHC-type zinc finger family protein. The coding region runs from base 1 to 954 and encodes 317 amino acids. NCBI's taxonomy places the organism in Eukaryota, Euglenozoa, Kinetoplastea, Trypanosomatida, Trypanosomatidae. The transcript has a single exon. Gene Ontology annotation, cellular component: endoplasmic reticulum; Golgi apparatus. The record is from RefSeq and is a predicted model, not a curated record. Gene Ontology annotation, molecular function: protein-cysteine S-palmitoyltransferase activity. Gene Ontology annotation, biological process: peptidyl-L-cysteine S-palmitoylation; protein targeting to membrane.
AUGGAACGCGAUGACGGGUCGCCGACCGCGCGCGGGGAGCAGCUGCGCCAGGAGCCGCGCACGCACGAGGGUGACCACCAAAAGGCGUCACGGGAAGUGUAUUUUCCGGUUGUACCGGGGGAGCAACAACUGCGGCCCUUCCAGCCGCUCCUUCCAAGUGGGCUGAAACGCGUCAUCGGGCGCUCGCAUUUGAUUUGUUGCUGCGUUCUUUCUCGUGAUGGGGCGAAUAGUCUCUGCCUCGUUGUGAUUAUGCUGGUGGCUGUCCUUGUCUUUAUGCUUGGUGUCGUCCCGCGUGGGGAGUUCUACUCGUACGCCGUCGUUUCCCUCCUCACCGCGGCUGCCAUUGCUUGCUUAGUUUUGUCGGUGACGGUGGACCCUGGCAUCUUGCUGCCGCUCCCGCACGACCCGGCGCGGCAGCCCGAGACCGUCAUCGUCAACGGAAAGGAGGUACUUUGCAAGGUUUGCCCAACCUGCCACAUCGUGCGCCCCCCGCGAAGCACCCACUGCCAGUUUUGCGACUACUGCGUGGAGGAAUUUGACCACCACUGCGGGGUGGUGGGGAGCUGCGUCGCCAAGCGCACCUUUCGGUUCUUUGGCGGGUAUUUCGUCUUCACGGCGUUCCUCACCCUCUACGUCGGCAUUCGCGCCAUAGCCGCGCUCGGCACGCGCCGCCACGACUUGGCCACCGGGCAGGGACGAUGGGAAAUGGGGGCCGCCGUCCUGUCGAUCGUCGCCGCGGGCGUGGGAGGCUGCACCGCGAUACCGUUCGCGUUGUACUACGUUUACCUUGCCUGCAUGAAUUCGACGCAAAAGGAGGCCGCCCGGAUCCCGCUUGGGUUUUGUGAGGUUAAUCACGAUUAUCAUCAGGGGUGUUGGCGAAACUUUUUUAGGCGCUAUUUCGGUUCCCUCGGCGAAAGCCGUAUUACGGCGGAGAACGCGAGGCUUUACGUGUAG